Molecule: messenger RNA, 1849 nt
Organism: Pistacia vera
Lineage: Eukaryota; Viridiplantae; Streptophyta; Magnoliopsida; Sapindales; Anacardiaceae
Product: ubiquitin carboxyl-terminal hydrolase 5-like
Exons: 10
Biological process (GO): protein deubiquitination
Molecular function (GO): cysteine-type deubiquitinase activity
Source: RefSeq, a predicted model, not a curated record
UUCUGAUUUAAUAAAUGAUGCAGCUUCAGAGGACUCCAGUGCGGGCAACGACAUUCAUGACACUCUACUGGAAGGUCGAGAUUAUGUAUUGCUUCCACAAGCAGUUUGGAAUCGAUUUCAUUAGUGGUAUGGAGGUGGUCCAACAUUGGCGAGGAAAGCAAUCAGUUCAGGUCUCUCUCAGACGGAGUUGACUGUAGAGGUUUAUCCACUGCGUCUUCAACUACUUUUGAUGCCAAAAGGGGACCGCUCUUCCAUAAGAAUCAGCAAGAAGGAAACAAUUGGAGAACUCCAUCGAAGAGCCUGCUAUAUUUUUGAUCUUAACUCAGAACAAGUACGCAUUUGGGAUUACUAUGGUCAUCGGAAACAUGCCUUGAUGAAUGACAUGGACAAAACGCUUGAUGAUGCCAACAUACAGAUGGAUCAGGAUAUUCUGGUGGAGGUCCUCAACAAUGUUAAUGGUACUGCAUUGGUUGGUUGCAUGAGUUCUAUUCAGGAAAAUGGAUUUGCAGAGAAGAAAGCUACUUCUGUUCUUGUAGAGCCUUCUAAGUCAAGCUUAUCGAUUGCAGGAGGUUGGUCUGCGAGCAAAGGUGCUUCCAGAAGCCAUGGUACAGAGAUAUCACAAAGUGCGAACCUGACUUCUGCUAGAGAGUUGGAAAAUACAUAUGGGGUCAGUGGCGUCAGCACAAGGGGAGCUUCUGCUGGUCUUACUGGGUUGCUGAACCUUGGGAAUACUUGCUUUAUGAAUAGUGCAAUACAGUGCCUUGUUCAUACACCAGAGUUUGCAAGAUACUUUCGGGAAGAUUAUCGUCGGGAGAUAAAUUGGCAAAACCCAUUGGGCAUGGUUGGUGAACUAGCUGUAGCAUUUGGUGAGUUACUUCGAAAGCUAUGGGCACCAGGACGGACACCAGUUGCUCCUCGGCCAUUUAAAACAAAGUUGGCUCGUUUUGCACCUCAAUUUAGUGGAUAUAAUCAGCAUGAUUCUCAGGAGCUUUUAGCAUUUCUGUUAGACGGUCUUCAUGAAGAUCUGAACCGUGUCAAACACAAACCAUAUAUAAGGUCCAGAGAUGCAGAUGGUCGACCGGAUGAAGAAGUUGCUGAUGAAUAUUGGGCAAAUCACAUUGCACGCAAUGAUUCUAUAAUCGUUGAUGUUUGCCAAGGUCAAUACAAGUCAACUUUGGUUUGCCCUGUAUGUAAUAAAGUUUCAGUCACAUUUGAUCCUUUCAUGUACCUUUCCUUGCCACUCCAAGCUACUAUUACCCGUUCUAUGACAAUAACAGUUUUCACUUGUGAUGGAAGUGCACUGCCAUCUACUUUCACUAUUACUGUCCCAAAGCAGGGACGUUGCAGGGAUUUGAUCCAAGUGCUAAGCAACGUUUGUUCUUUGAAGCAAAGUGAGGAGCUUAAGCUUGCAGAGAUACGAAACCAUUCGAUACAAAGAUUUUUAGAAGACCCUUUAAUAUCAUUAUCCACAAUCAAAGAUGAUGACCGCCUUGCUGCCUUAAAGGUUCCAAAGUCCGUGAAGAAUGCAGUUUAUCUCCAGUUGGUACACCACCGCCAAGAACAGGAUUCUGCUGGUGCUCAAGCCACUUCACGAUGGAAACCAUAUGGAGUGCCUCUUGUCUCUUUCAUAUCACGUCAUGAUGUAAUUACAAGAGGCAAUAUACAGACAUUAGCUCACACAAUGCUUUCUCCUUUGCUUAAAAGAGAGAGUCUCAGGCAUACUGAAAUUUCUGAUCCUAGCACCUCAAUGGCAGUGGUAGAUCCAUCUAGUGCCAUUAGUUCUAGUGAUGCACGUUUUGAAUCUUCAUCCAAAAUAGUAAAGAAGGAUGUUAGUGGUUCUAAAGCAUUG